AUGUGCCUACAAUUGAAUGACUCAUGUUUGCCAGACAGCUCAAGAUGUCCAUCAGAGUCCACUUGUAUUAUUCAAGCGGACAAGAGGGCAAGAUGUGUUGCACUGCCAGGUCUAGGAGGCGACUGCGUGGCCACCAACUAUAGAUGUGCACUGAGCUACUCGUGCAUCGAUGGCGUGUGUGCACCCGAGUACUAUCUAGGCCUUGGCGAACACUGCUACACAAACAUCACCCAUCAAUGUGUCGAUAGUCUCCAAUGCAUACCACUUCAAACAUUUGUCAAAGGUGAAUUGGGUAUAUGCCAGAAUGAGCGAUAUCCAAAUUGUAGCAACGCGAAUCAGUGCAGAUACAACGAGACCUGCAGCAAUAAUAUUAGUAGUGGUAGUAGUACAUCGGAUCUAUCACAAGGUAUCUGUGUACCAUUCACCAAUGAUGGUGAUGAUUGCAAGUCCAGUGACACCUGCUUCCCAUCAAGCGCAUGUUACAACAACAAAUGUAUUCAAAAGUUCUCCCUGGACCUUGGAGGCAACUGUGCUCCAUCCGCUCAACUAUGUGAUGUAUCCAAGAAUCUCACCUGCAUUAAUGGAACUUGCCAGAGUAGGAGCCUGGCCCAGAAAUGUUCAGCCUUCUCUGAUUGCCAGACGUUGCCAGAAGAUCCAAAAGGAUUGAUGAUGUGCAUGUGUGAUGACACUUACAAUGUUGGUAGUGGAGUGUGUCUGACACAUGUCAACAUCUAUCAAGAGGAUAAGUACAACUACAUCAACUACUUCCAAUGUCUACAAAAGAACAAGUGUCAUCACAUCAAGAAUAUCGUACCAGAGAGCUGUGCCUACAAGUGUGGCAAUCCACUACUCCAAGCAACAAACUAUCAAUGUGCUACCAAACUACUCAGCCGCAACAACAGCACCUCCAAUGGAUCACCAUCAUCAACUAUCCAUCUUCUUGGAAACUAUCACAUAGCCAUACUCAUCAUUUUUAUUGGCUCACUCAUUCUUUAA
Molecule: messenger RNA, 996 nt
Organism: Acytostelium subglobosum LB1
Lineage: Eukaryota; Evosea; Eumycetozoa; Acytosteliales; Acytosteliaceae
Exons: 2
Coding region: 1-996 (331 amino acids)
Source: RefSeq, a predicted model, not a curated record